Messenger RNA from Scaptodrosophila lebanonensis, 2437 nucleotides. It is a transcript of the gene odd, whose product is annotated as protein odd-skipped. The record is from RefSeq and is a predicted model, not a curated record. Gene Ontology annotation, cellular component: nucleus. Bases 325 to 1620 code for a protein of 431 amino acids. The transcript is spliced from 2 exons. Gene Ontology annotation, biological process: embryonic pattern specification; embryo development; embryonic hindgut morphogenesis. Lineage: Eukaryota; Metazoa; Arthropoda; Insecta; Diptera; Drosophilidae. Gene Ontology annotation, molecular function: RNA polymerase II transcription regulatory region sequence-specific DNA binding; DNA-binding transcription factor activity, RNA polymerase II-specific.
GGAGAGCACGAAAAACAAGUUGAAUUCAGUUUGUGUCGAGACGUUGUCACGGGCACGUCGCAUUAUCAGGAGAGCUGCCCAGUCGCUGAACGAGUUUUCAAUUUGAAGUGUGAAAAGACGAGAAAAUUGUUGUAAUUGUAGAAACCAAAGCAAAAACUAAAAAUUAAACAGAACACUUGCGUGCGUAAAUACGAACAAGUAAAGAGAAAUUGCAGUGUGAACCAAAACCCAAGACUAGUGAACUUUAAAAAAAAACUAAGCUAAAAAAAAAACACAUUCAACACAAAUCAACAAACAAAUACGAGUACAUACAAAAAAGGGAAUAUGUCUUCCACAUCGGCGUCGCCCAUCAGCAACAUAACCGUGGACGACGAGCUGAACAUAAGCAGAGAACAAGAUUUCGCCGAAGACGACUUCAUAGUGAUCAAGGAGGAGCGCGAGAGCAGUUUGUCACCCAUGUUGACGCCGCCGCACACGCCCACCGAGGAGCCAGCGCUUAGACGCAUCUCCUCGGCCCACAGCAGUCCGUUGGGCAGCGAGCGGGAGCGAGAGGAGUUGGCCACACAAUUGCAUAUGCGUGCUCCGUAUGGAGCCAUGGAGCGACACAUGCAGGCAGCACACUAUCAGCAGCAACAGCAUCGUCUGUGGUUGCAGAUGCAACAGCAGCAGCAACAACAACAACAACAACAGCAGCAACAUCCGCAUGUGGCACAGUCACAUUAUGGAGCGGUAUAUGGACUGCCUGGAGCGGCGGCCAGUGCGGAUACUGUGGCGGCACAGCAGCAGGCGCUGCUCAUGAACCAAUGGAUACGCCAUGCCGCUCUGUAUCAGCAACACCAGCAGCAGCAGCAACAACAACAGCAGCAGCAUGGACAUCCGCAUCACCCACACCAUCCGGCCCACCAUCAUCAUCACCAUCAUGGCCAUCAUCCGGCGCAUCAUGGUGUGCGUCCUUAUCCAGCUGGCCUGCACACCUUGCAUGCGGCAGCGGCCGCUGGUCGCCACUUUGGUGUGCUGCCCACCAUGAAGCUGCCGGGUGCGGGGGGCAGUGGCUCGGGCAGCAGCAGACCCAAGAAGCAGUUCAUCUGCAAGUACUGCAACCGACAGUUCACCAAGUCCUACAAUCUGCUCAUACAUGAGCGCACGCACACGGACGAGCGUCCCUACUCCUGCGACAUAUGCGGCAAGGCCUUCCGGCGCCAGGACCAUCUGCGGGAUCACCGCUACAUACACUCCAAGGAGAAGCCGUUCAAGUGCAGCGACUGUGGCAAGGGCUUCUGCCAGUCGCGCACGCUGGCCGUCCACAAGGUCACCCAUCUGGAGGAGGGCCCUCACAAGUGUCCCAUUUGCCAGCGCUCCUUCAAUCAGCGCGCCAAUCUCAAGUCUCAUCUGCAGAGCCACAGUGAGGGGCACAAGGAGACAACGGGAGCGGGAGCGGGCGCCGCACCUACAACGCCCACGACACCAACACAGGCAUUGAGCAAGUCUCAACCUGCAGAGUUGGCCAGUCAGGGUCAGACGACGCCCGCUCUCGAUCUUUCCUCCUCGGCCAUUGCUCUGCCCGCCGAGCGGCCAAAGCGCUCGAUGGGCUUCACCAUCGACGAGAUCAUGAGCAGAUAGAGCGAGCAAUUGGCGAACAAACAGGCCACAAUUUAUUGGUUUUCGGUUUCAAGAUCGAAACCUUCGGCUCCAGGUCCCGAGGCGUCGCUCAGCCAGGCAUUGGAAGUGCCUGAGUCCAGUAAGCGCCGUCGCCCAAGUCGCCCACAGUCGUCCACAGUCGCCGUCAGUCGCAGCCAGUUGGAGGAGCCAAGGCUCCAGGCACCCACAAGCCCCAGAAAUGCCCCAGUGAAGUGGCAAAAGUCAAGCCCAAGCUAUAUUCUACAGAUAUACAAGUAUAGCAACCGAUUCACAUACAAAUGCAAAUGCCAAAGCACACACGCAACUGAAUAAAACUUAAACCUAAAGAGUUACGAAGUUAAAAGAUGGAAAGACAAAGUAUUGCAAGCAAACACACGCCUCCUAAACAAUUCCAAAAUGGCAGUUGAAAUCAUAAUAGAAAUACAUAUGUUAGUAUAAAGGUCUAGCUGUAGUUUAAUUUUAUGGACAACUAGCAACUGUACUCUUAUAUAAUCGUACCUUAUAGCUAUAGUAGCCGAUUCUGUUUUGUAAGCCUAAGCAACAUACUUAUUAUCGCAUCGACAGGCGCCUCAAUUCAAAAUACAAUACAAUACAAUACAAUAUAUUUAUAAUAAUAACAAUAAUUACCGAAGACUGUUUCUAUAAUUUUGCACGAGAAUUUGUUGGUUUUUUCACUGAGUUUAAUGUUUAUAUUUUUAGUUAAGUGUUAUGCCCAUUUUUCAUUAACUAAAUUACUAUUAAACGAUGAAAGUAUAAUUAUUAUCACAAUACUGUAUAUUUAAUGUGACUUUGCACAAAG